ACUAUUAUAGUACCAACACUUCCUUCUUCCUUCUUCCUUCCGCGUUCAUCAUUUUAGUAUUUUCCUCACCGCCGAAAUGUCGCCACCGCCGGAGCACGUACCUCUCCUGCCGAAGAUGAAGCCGGCCAUAAAAACCGCGUCAGUCUCCGGCGCCGUGUUCAAUGUCUCAACGAGCAUAAUCGGCGCCGGAAUCAUGUCGAUUCCAUUCACUCUUAAGGUCCUCGGCAUAAUCCCAGCCGUCGUCGUAAUCAUGCUUGUGGCUUUCAUGACCGACUUAUCCGUGGAGCUUUUACUGAGAUUCACUCACUCCGGUGACUCAACGACUUACGCCGGCGUAAUGAAGGAGUCAUUCGGCCCGAUUGGUUCGGUUGCAACGCAAAUUUGUGUCAUGAUUACAAAUCUCGGAUGCUUAAUCAUGUACUUGAUUAUAAUAGGGGAUGUGUUGUCUGGAAAUAAAGGAGGAGAAGAAGUGCAUUUGGGAGUACUACAACAAUGGUUUGGAAUUCAUUGGUGGAAUUCGAGAGAGAUUUCAAUUCUUUUCACCGUGGUCUUCAUUCUAUUUCCUCUCGUUCUUUAUCAACGUGUUGAUUCAUUGAGAUUCAGUUCGUUUGUAUCGGUUGUUUUGGCGGUGGUUUUCGUUGGGAUAAGCUCGGUAAUGGCGGUAAUGGCGAUAGUUGAAGGGAAAACGAAGAGAACGAGAUUGGUACCGGAGGUUGAAGAUGAAAGCUCCUUCUUCGAAUUAUUCACUGCGGUGCCAGUUCUUGUCACAGCCUUCACCUUUCAUUUUAAUGUUCAUCCAAUAAGUUUCGAGCUUCGAAACUCGAGAGAUAUGAUGACGGCAGUUCGAGUGGCUCUCCUUCUAUGUGCCAUCAUAUACUUCACUAUAGGCAUUUUUGGGUACUUGCUAUUUGGGGACUCUUUAAUGUCGGACAUUCUAACCAAUUUUGAUCAAACUUUUGGUUCAUCAACAGGAGCUUUAUUGAAUGAUAUUGUGAGAUUAAGCUAUGCAUUUCAUCUCAUGCUGGUUUACCCUUUGCUCAACUUCUCAUUAAGGUUCAAUAUAAAUGAAUUCUUGUUCCCAAACAAGCCUCCUUUGGCCUCAGCUACACCAAGGUUUUUUACCAUAACAAUGGCUUUGCUCCUCUUCUCCUACUUGGCUGCAAUUGCUUUCCCAAAUAUUUGGUCCAUUUUUCAGUUCAUGGGCUCUACUUCAGCAGCCUGCCUUGCCUUCAUCUUUCCCGGUGCCAUUGCCCUCAGGGAUGUGAAUGGAAUAUCCACAAAGAGAGAUAAGAUGAUUGCUUCAAUAAUGGCAACUCUAGCCGUGGUGACAAGCAUUAUUGCUAUUGCUACAAACAUAAACAAGGCAUUGAAUAAUAAGUCUUAAGAAAUCAUUAAUGUUUUGGGAAUUUCACUUUUUGUUUUUGGGUUAUAGCAAUUAAGAGUGGAUUUAUAGUUUGUAAUCAUUCCUCUCCUAGAUCCAAUUUUGUAUAUUUUGUAAACAAUAUUUUAAUGCUUACUUUAGUAGUGAUUUCCCUUUUAGUUUUCAAA
This is a messenger RNA of Benincasa hispida (wax gourd), 1548 nucleotides long. RefSeq names its product amino acid transporter AVT6C-like. Gene Ontology annotation, molecular function: L-amino acid transmembrane transporter activity. The record is from RefSeq and is a predicted model, not a curated record. NCBI's taxonomy places the organism in Eukaryota, Viridiplantae, Streptophyta, Magnoliopsida, Cucurbitales, Cucurbitaceae. Gene Ontology annotation, cellular component: membrane. Gene Ontology annotation, biological process: amino acid transmembrane transport.